Molecule: messenger RNA, 1913 nt
Organism: Brassica napus (rape)
Lineage: Eukaryota; Viridiplantae; Streptophyta; Magnoliopsida; Brassicales; Brassicaceae
Product: alpha/beta hydrolase domain-containing protein 17B
Exons: 6
Coding region: 519-1754 (411 amino acids)
Molecular function (GO): hydrolase activity
Source: RefSeq, a predicted model, not a curated record
GCUCCCUGCCUCAUUUCCGCGGCCUGGACAAGGCCGCGUCGUGAACCUGCGGUAUUCUUGUCCAGGCUGCGUCGUGAACCCGCGGUAUUCUUUGUUCAUUUUCCGAGUCUCUGCAGUGAAAACGCGACCUCUCUUACUCUGCUAUGGCCACCCGCGGCCUUCCUCUUCGUCGCAAUCCACCACAAUCAAUCUCCAAGCCACCGUGAACCACCUUCCAAGUCUCCAUCCGUGUUCUGGUCCUCCGUCGUGCUCGGUCUUCACCGUGGCCUCAAGCUUCGCCGUCGUAGCUUCCAAUCCGGUCAUGGCCUUCUUCCCCGAAACCUCCAUUGGUGUGAGUCUUCAGUCUCGUCUCUGUCUUCCUCGUCGAGUUCUCCUCCGUGACGGUCUGAAACCACACGUCAUCGUCAGCCCAGCCUUAGCCGUCGUCGGGUCGAAGCUUGCCGUGUCGUUAAGCUCCGGAUCGGCUUGGAGGAGAAAGCUCGUGAGCUCCAAUGCUUUGUAUUCUCCGCCGCGAAUAAAUGGGGUGCAUGUUCUCUCACCUCGCCGCCAAGUUUGCCUUUUUCCCUCCUUCUCCUCCCACCUACCACCUUACCAAAAACCCCGAUGGUAAACUCUCCGCCGUCUCCGCUUCCUCCUCCUCCACUUUUCCCGCCGCCGGAGACUCAUCCAUCGACGUUAGAGUGGUGAAGACGAGACGCGGAAACAAAGUCGCAGCUUUCUACCUGAGAAACCCAAACGCGAGGCUCACACUUCUCUAUUCACAUGGAAAUGCUGCAGAUUUGGGACAACUCGUUGAUCUCUUCGUUCAACUCAAAGUCAAUCUCCGAGUUAAUCUCAUGGGGUAUGAUUAUUCGGGCUACGGAGCCUCUACCGGUAAGCCGAGUGAGUAUGAUACAUAUGCGGAUAUAGAGGCGGUUUACGAGUGUUUGCAGACCGAAUAUGGUGUUGGACAAGAGGAUCUGAUUUUGUAUGGUCAAUCCGUUGGUAGUGGACCGACGCUGCACCUUGCCUCUAAGCUUCCUCGGCUUAGAGGUGUGGUUCUUCAUAGCGGCAUUCUCUCUGGUCUUCGUGUUCUAUGUCAUGUCAAGUUCAAGUUUUGUUGUGAUAUUUAUUCGAACGUAAACAAGAUCAAGAAGGUCAAAUGCCCGGUUCUUGUCAUACACGGAACAGAGGAUGAUGUUGUAAACUGGCUGCACGGAAACAGGCUAUGGAAAAUGGCGAAAGAACCAUACGAACCGCUUUGGAUCAAAGGUGGUGGACAUUGCAACCUCGAGAUCUAUCCUGACUACAUUAGACAUCUCUAUCGGUUUAUGCAAGACAUGGAGAAUACAACCACUAAGUCUCGUCUCAAGAAGAUUUGGCAAGAGAUCCGUCGGCGAGAUGAAUCCAAAGGAUGCUGUAGUUUCAAACUAUGCAGACCAAAAUGCCCUUCGUGUCCCAAACCUAGUUGCGAUUGCGGUGAAUGCGGUUGUUGCAAGUGUGAGUGUCCGUCUUUGAAAGGAUGUUUCUCUUGCUGUAAGAAACCGAGCUGUGUUGGUUGUUGCUGUCCCAAGUUCAAAUGCUGCAACUGCUUUGGGAAGCCUACGUGUCCGAAAUGCUCUUGUUGGAAAUGUCUAAAGUGCUCCGAGUCCGAGUGUUGUCGGAGUUGUUGCUGUGCCGGUUGUUUUAGCUGGCUCUGUUGUUGCGGCGGAAGGAAGAGGAAGGAGUUGAAGACGAGAGGAGGAGAUACUACGGUGGCCAAGAGUGAAGGGUAAUAUUGGUAUUUCGAUAUUUUUGUAUAGAUUCUGUUCAAAGAUUCGGUACAACACAUUCAUGGGAAGAGACUGAGUUUUCAGGAGAAAAGUUCUAUUAUCAUAUUGAGAAACAAAAUAUUUCAUGAGGAAAAAGUUGAUAAAAUGAAAUCUUGAAUCUUA